AUGGACUUCUCGCAGCAUUACUACAGCGGCGCCCAGCCCUACCAGUUCCUGGGGAUUCCCCCGCCCACCCCAUCACACUCGCACUCGGCACCCUCGGAAGAGUUCAACCAGCAGUCUCCGACGGAUGUCUACGACCACUUCCAGAACUUUGACAACUAUGCCCAGUUCAAUCAGAAUCACAGCCAGAGCCAGGGGCAGCCCCAUGGCUUCCACGACCGCCAGAACCCCCCGACCCCGCCUACCGGACCGGUACGGCCCAUCCAGAAUCUCAAGAACCAACAGGCCGAUAUUCUCCCCUUGACCAAGGCCGAUCCUGAGCAGGGCGCCCGGCAAGGCUCGGCUUCCGACGAUGAUGAUAUGACGCCAGCCCAGUCUCGCAGGAAAGCCCAAAACCGUGCAGCUCAGCGCGCCUUUCGAGAACGGAAGGAACGCCAUGUCAAGGAGCUAGAGGCCAAGGUUGCUUCACUGGAGGCGGCACAGCAGCAGACAAGCACCGAGAACCAGAAACUGAAGCGCGAUCUCCAGAAGAUGAGCACCGAGAACGAGAUUCUUCGAGCCACAUCUACUAUGAGUCAGAAUGGCUCGGCGUCGCCCGCCAGCAACCCACCCACGACGACAGGUCCUAUGCGUUUCAACCCGACCGACUUCUACUCGGAUCUGCUGGCGAAUCAUACCAACAAGACCCCCAGCCACCGUGUUGUCGAGUCCGAGGGCGGAGAGAAACUCUACGCGGCGGGGGCCACUUGGGAUUUGAUCAUCAACCACGACCUGUUCAAGAAAGGGCUCGUGGACGUGGGAGACGUCAGCGAGCGCCUGAAGUCAAAAGCCAGAUGCGACGGGCAAGGGCCCGUGUUUGAGGAGUCGGCAAUCUUCCAGGCCAUCGAGGAAAGCGUGGCGAGUGGAAGUGACGAGCUGCUGUGA
Messenger RNA from Neoarthrinium moseri, 921 nucleotides. RefSeq lists its product as uncharacterized. NCBI's taxonomy places the organism in Eukaryota, Fungi, Ascomycota, Sordariomycetes, Amphisphaeriales, Apiosporaceae. Bases 1 to 921 code for a protein of 306 amino acids. Gene Ontology annotation, cellular component: RNA polymerase II transcription regulator complex. Gene Ontology annotation, molecular function: transcription cis-regulatory region binding; DNA-binding transcription activator activity, RNA polymerase II-specific. The transcript is spliced from 3 exons. The record is from RefSeq and is a predicted model, not a curated record.